Messenger RNA from Saccostrea echinata, 1403 nucleotides. Its product is annotated as somatostatin receptor type 2-like. The coding region runs from base 154 to 1236 and encodes 360 amino acids. Gene Ontology annotation, molecular function: G protein-coupled receptor activity; peptide binding. The transcript has a single exon. Gene Ontology annotation, biological process: G protein-coupled receptor signaling pathway. Gene Ontology annotation, cellular component: membrane; neuron projection. The record is from RefSeq and is a predicted model, not a curated record. Lineage: Eukaryota; Metazoa; Mollusca; Bivalvia; Ostreida; Ostreidae.
GACUGGCGCUAGUUCUGGUCUAAAACAUUGUUCUUCCAUUAAGUUACAAAGGAAGUUUAAGAAAUGUAUUUGGUGAUUUAAGUUUGUUAAAAUACUGGGAUUUUUUUUAUAGAUACUUUUUACAGAGAAAAUAUUUCUUGUGUUUUUAAAAUCAUGGCUUUCUUGAACAACACAACACAAAAUGAGUUUAUCAGUGACAAUAGUGAAACAGAAAGCAAUGUCUUAGUUGUGAUAUACAUUUUAAUUGGUUUAACUGGUUUGCUAGGAAACAUCUUGGUUAUCUACGUAAUUUUAAAAUCCCCGAAGAUGAGAACAGUGACUAAUAUGUACAUCUUCAACUUGGCUCUCUCGGAUUUGAUAUUUUUAUUACACAUCGCCAUGAUCACCACCACCACCAUUGUUAAACACUGGGUGUUUGGAGAAGCUUUGUGCAAGAUUUUUUUCACCACUGUUGCUAUAACGUCAUUUUCCAGCGUUUUGACGUUGACGAGUUUAAGCGUGGACCGUUAUAUUGCAGUAUGUAAACCGGUUAUAUCACAGAAACAUCGCCAACCAAUGAAAGCUGUGUUUGUGAUCGUAGUCAUAUGGACUCUUUCCUUACUGCUCUCGAUGCCCAUUAUUUUGUUUUCAAGAAGAACGUCCCAUCCUUUCCUGGAAGGUAAAUUUUCCUGCACUGUAGACUGGGAUAUAAAGGCUGUUCCAGUAUAUGUAAUUUAUGUAUUUAUUCUUGGCUUUGCACUACCCCUGUGUUUCAUUUCUACAUUUUACACAUGUGUUAUUGUGCACAUAAAAAGUGCUGGACCAGCCAAUCGAAAGCGAUCAAAGGAACAGCGCAAAAAUCACAGGAAAGUCACGUACCUAGUUUUGGCCAUCAUUUUGUCAUAUGUUAUCUGCUGGUUGCCAUACUGGAUUUUCCAGAUUGUGCUUGUAAUAAUGAGUUUGUACAACAUAGUUACAAUAGUGAUACUCCAUAUAUGUACAGUCUUAACAUUUGUUAACAGUAUGAUAAAUCCGUUUCUGUAUGCAUUUAUCAGUAAAGACUUUCGAUACAGAUUUAAGGAAGCAUUCAAGUCCCAGUGCAUAUCCGAAGAACAGGGGAGUAAGGCCAGCACAGUUGCAAUUGAUUCCCUGCGGAGACAUGUUAGUAAUCCGACUGAGGAGGACAUAAACUCAGUGAAACAGGAUAAACUUUUGAUUGAUCAUAAUGACGGCGGAGGAAUUUACACUGGUCAGUGAGGACAAUCUGCAGGGUUUGUCAAAAAUGUAAAUGCAGGAAAAACAUCUUAGAAGAAUCAGUUGGUGUUGUAUGUUGUUUGUAAUUGUGUUCUUGUUUUUUUUGGAAGCACUGGUGAUUUUGGUUUACUUCUGAUAACUAAUAAAGAGCUAAAAAGUAAAUAAUCAAA